AUGGAUCAAAGUAUGUUUGAGUUAUUCGGAGGUGACGGGCAGAUAUCAGAUUUGAUAGAUCAGUUUUAUUAUAAGGUGUUAUUCGAUUAAAGUUUGAGAAGCAUGUUUUUAAAAGCAGACAUGACUAGAGUUAGAUUAUAAUAAAAGACCUUUUUCGCCCAAAUGUUCGGCUGUGUUCACACCAAAUACACUGGAAAAGAUCUAGUGGAAGUACAUAAGAAUUUGAGCAUAACUGAUCAACAAUUCGAUAGAUUCUUAUAUCAUCUAAAAUGCAUAUUAGCUGACAUGAACAAACCCUAAGAAUUGAUUGAUUCAGUAUUGAAGAGAGUAGAUAGCCAUAGACAUGUAAUUGUGUUUAAAUGA
Paramecium tetraurelia is the source of this 363-nucleotide messenger RNA. RefSeq lists its product as uncharacterized. Lineage: Eukaryota; Ciliophora; Oligohymenophorea; Peniculida; Parameciidae. Gene Ontology annotation, biological process: oxygen transport. Gene Ontology annotation, molecular function: heme binding; oxygen carrier activity; oxygen binding. The transcript has 2 exons. The record is from RefSeq and is a predicted model, not a curated record.